UAAUUCAUCAGUUAUCAUAGAGCAUGUAUUAGAUAGGUUUUUUUAAGUAGCAUGUAGUGAUGCGAAAUAAAUUAAAGCUUGCAUAUCGUGUUAUCGAUCAUAUCGAAAUGAUUUCGGUAUCAAAACGUUAUUCGUGCCUAAUAUUAAAAAUAUACAAAUAUCAAAUUCCACUUAUAGUGGCAGGUCAUACAUGUAAAAGCUGUAUUUUAGUUGUACAUACUGAAGCAUGAUUCAUGAUUCAUUAAACAAAAUUUACGAUUAUUUUAAAGUUCUACAAUAAAAGUUAUAUAAACCAAUAUAGUUUUUAUCGCCACUAAAUAGUUAUUUUGUUACGUAAAUUAUUUAAAAAAUAAAACUGAAAAUCAUGCUACACUGUAUAAGAUAAGAUUUUGUUUAACUAGGGUCUUUUGAGGUGUUUAAAAACUUAUGUAAAAUCGUAAAAAGGUGUGGUUUCAAACUGUUAGCGGUGCAAUACGACGCAUAAAAGUUUAUUGACGUCAAAAAGUUUCGUGACGGCUCCUGACGAUACACUUGCAGAUGCACGACAGAGAUAAAAGUGUAAAUAUGUAUGUACGUGAUUCGAAGAGCAUGCACAGUGAAAAAUGUUGUUUCUUAAUAGACUGAAGCUUUCGAUAUUUAAAAUUAUUCUUAUUGAAUUGGUCGUUGCUUUUCCCGAUAAAUAUGAAAUACAAGAUGCUGAUACUAAUAUGAAGAUUGAUUUAAUGGAUAUUUUGAAUAAUUAUACAGAUAAUGCAAAAGGACAUCAAAGAGAUUCUAAUAAAAAUGAUCUUGUUGAGAAUUGGACAGGCAGAUGGUUACCUAGUCGUCCAGGUGAAUACACACCACCUCCCAAGGUAUUUCAUAAAGAAAUAUAUCCACAUAAUGAAAACGUACAAAUGGGAGUGAAAAAUGUCAAAUGUGAUGAUGGAAAGACUAAUUUAACUGUAGAUUGGGAUCAUUCUCUGACAAGCUACACAUGUUUUGGAAAAAAAAUAGUUCCUGAUAUGAGUAUAAUACCAGAAUAUUAUUGUGAAAUUAUUCCAAAAAAUUAUAAGGCAAUACAUAAAUGUAUGAAUAACAAAAUCGAAUAUACAGAAGAUAUUCCUACUUUUGGAACACACAGACCUAUAUGGCCUGUUUAUGGUGAAUAUAAAUAUGUACCUACACAGAGAUGGCUUCAUAGCCUUGAGCACGGAGCUGUUGUUAUGUUGUAUCAUCCAUGUGCAAAUAGCCUUGAAAUAGAGCGGUUAAAAAAAUUAGUUAAAGGAUGUUUGAGACGGUAUAUUAUAAGUCCAAAUAAUCUGCUUGAUGAACAACGACCUCUAGCAUUGUUAACGUGGGGUUGUAAACUGACAAUGUCGCAUGUCGAUGAAGAAAUGGCCAAGCAGUUUAUUCAAGACAAUGCUUUGCACGGACCCGAAGAAAUUUUAUUUGACGGAAGUUUUAAAGAUCAGUUGAUAGAAAAGUCUAAGGUUGUUUCAGAUAUGUCAGACUCUAUGCUAUGUUCAUUACCAAUGUGAUUAAUUGAUAUAUAUAUAUAUAUAUAUAUAUAUAUAUAUAUAUAUAUAUAUAUAUAAAUUUGGAAUGUAUUUUCGACUGUAAAGACACUUCAUUUAAUUUUUUAAUGAAGUAAACUGUGAUUGUUCUGUAAAGCCAAAUUUACUUAAAAAUGUUUUUACUUGGAUCCGAUAGUUUAUCUACAGCUUCUAUUGUUAAGAUGAAAAUAAUAUACUGAAGUUAAUGUCAAUCUGAAA
This is a messenger RNA of Phymastichus coffea, 1754 nucleotides long. RefSeq lists its product as uncharacterized. The transcript has 7 exons. The coding region runs from base 603 to 1520 and encodes 305 amino acids. The record is from RefSeq and is a predicted model, not a curated record. Lineage: Eukaryota; Metazoa; Arthropoda; Insecta; Hymenoptera; Eulophidae. Gene Ontology annotation, cellular component: cytoplasm.